AUGCCUCCACACGUUCCGCGCAAGAGGCUGCGCACUCCAUCGCCUGUGACGAGUGGACGAAUCACCAAAUCGGCAGCCAAGGGCAAGGUGAAGGCCAGCCCGGCAACAGCACCUCCACCCCCAAAAACGACACAUUUUGAGGAUUCAGAAUCUGGAGUAAGGAAACGUUCUGCUGAGAAAACUAGAUUGGCACUUCAACAGAUGUACGACAAUGACGAUGCCAGCAGUUCUCUCAGUUCGCUCUCAGACAUUGAAUUCGAAGAUGUCCCUCCCGCCAAACGCCAAAGAUUGGAGAAGGAUUCUGACAGCGAGGACGAAGACGAGCAAAUGGAAUUUGAAGAUGUCCCUAAUCUCGAGCCUCAAGCGGAGCCGGUCGUGUCUGGUGACUUGUCUAUCUCAUGGAACCAAGGCCACUAUGUACCUCUAUCCAGCGAUAUGGGAAAGAAGAGCGCCACCAAAAAGGAGAAGGCAGCCCGGAUUGUAACGCACUGUAUGCAUGUACAGUUAUUACUAUGGCACAAUGCCGUUCGCAACUCAUGGUUAUGCGACGUGGAAGUUCAAGCUAUCAUGAUCUCACACUUGCCUCCCCGCUUGUGGGACGAAGUCGACCGGUGGAGAUUGAGCAGUGGCUUGGACGAUCCUGAAGAGGUCGGGCCAAAGAAAGGCAAGCCAAACAGGAAAACAAGGUCCAAGGGGAAGCAGCCUGCUGCCAGACCUACCAGAGAUUGGAGCGAUGCGGCGGAUAGGCUUGAGAAAGGAGUUCCGGACAUGAGCCGUGGCGACCCGCUCUUCAGGCUGUUGAAAGCGCUCUGUCCGUGGUGGAGACAGCGGUUCCGAAUAACGGCUCCCGGCUUGCGAAAAAUCGGAUAUAUGAGUGCUCGGAGGCUUGGCAAAUGGUCACGCGAGUACGAAGAGGGAGAGCACGACCCUGAGAAGUUUGGCGAGCGCAUCACGAACUUGGAAGAGUUUCGAAAACGUGCGCAAGAGUGCACCGGCAGCCGUGACGUUGGGGCCCAGCUCUUCACGGCCCUAUUGCGCGGAAUUGGACUUGAGGCCCGCAUGGUUGCUAACCUCCAAUCGAUUGGAUUCGGUUGGAGCAAGGCUGAAGAGGCUAAUGAAGAGAAGCCGGAAAACCAGGGCCAGAAAGCCGGUACAAAUGCUACUGAUACCCCGAAUGGUUAUGAAACGUCAAAGAAGACUGUACUAAAACGUCCAGCAAAACAGCGCGCAAAGAAGAGCGAGAAAGAUGCUUUAAUGAUCGAAUUGGAUGACUCAGACGAGUUUGCGGAUCCUCUGAGCGAGGAAAGUGACGACGAUUCGAUUGUUGAUGUCACAGCUGAGCAUCGCCAGCCUAGAACUGUAACCAAAUUGUAUGAUAAGGACCUCGACUUUCCACAUUACUGGACAGAAGUACUAUCGCCUGUUACAAAAACGUGUAUCCCCGUUGACCCAAUUGUCAAGUCCGUUGUCGGUACGAACAGGGAACUUAUCGAGUCACUAGAACCCAGAGGCGGCAAAGCGGAUAAAGCCAAACAAAUCAUAGCCUAUGUGGUGGGGUUCUCUCAGGAUGGCACAGCAAAGGACGUCACGGUUCGUUAUUUGAGGAAACGGCUCUUCCCAGGAAGAACUAAAGGCGCACGAAUGGGGGUGGAGAAGAUUCCAAUCUACAACAAGCAUGGCAAGGUCAAGCGAUACGAGCAGUUUGACUGGUUUGGGUCGGUGAUGCGCGGUUAUUCUCGCGGUGGACAAAAGCACCCCAUCACCGAAGCUGACGAGCUUGAGGAUUCUACGGACCUGAAACCCGCGGUGCCCGAGAAGAAGGAGGUUAAGGAAGGCGAGGAGACACUGCAGUACUAUAAAUCUUCCAAGGAGUUCGUGCUCGCGCGCCAUCUCAAGCGGGAAGAGGCUCUGCUGCCUACUGCCAAACCAGUAAAGGUCUUCCGCAACAAGGGCAAGGGUGGGAAAGUGGAUGAAGAGGAUGUGUUUUCACGCAAAGACGUGGUGGCUGUCAAGAGCGCAGAGACUUGGCACAAACAGGGUCGCGCACCAAAGGACGGCGAAGCGCCGCUCAAGCAUGCACCAUACCGAGCAGCGACGACGAACAGGCGCAGAGAGCUCGCAGAGGCGGAGGCGAGAACGGGUGGGAAGGUACUGCAACCACUUUACAGCUACGAGCAGACGGAUUGGAUUAUUCCCGACCCGAUUGUGGAUGGCCAAAUUCCGAAGAAUGAGUACGGCAACAUCGACAUGUUCGCCGAGCACAUGUGUCCCGAGGGCGCGGUGCACCUGCCCUACAGAGGCGCGGUUCGUGUCUGCAAGCGCCUUGAGAUCGACUACGCCGAAGCAGUAGUUGGCUUCGAGUUUGGACACCGUAUGGCUGUUCCUGUGAUUCAAGGCGUCGUGGUCGCAGAAGAACAUAGAGAACGCGUGAUUGAGGAGAUUGAGAAGGACGAGGCGGAGCGCGCGAGAAAAGAGGACGAGAAGAGACGUAAGGCGGUGUUGGGCAUGUGGAGGAAAAUGCUUAUGGGGUUGCGGAUUGCGAAGAGGAUACAGGAUGACUACGGUCAUAUAGAGGAUAUGGAGGUUGAUGGCCAUGAUGGCGGUGGUGAGGCGGACUUCAGGGCUAUGCAAGAAAGGGAUGAAGAUAUGGCUGGGGGUUUCUUGCCUGAGGGUUAUGAAGAAGAAGAUGCCGAGGAGCCGGAACAGAAAUCGGGUUACUUCCCGGUAGCACACGAGGAUGACGAAGACCCUUUCGAGGUGGAAGAUGGCCUCCAGGAGCAAGCGGGUGUUUCGACUGAACCUGCACCAGACGGCAGAAAGAUGGUUGUCAAGCCAAAGCCAAAAGCCAAACCCAAGAUGAGAACGUCAACGAGGAGGCGAACCCGGAGGACUCAAGUUGAAUCUUCUGAGGAGGAUGAUCAGGAAGAAGAUGACGACUUUAUGGAAGAUGGCGAUGAUUGA
Pseudomassariella vexata is the source of this 2961-nucleotide messenger RNA. RefSeq names its product Rad4 transglutaminase-like domain-containing protein. Gene Ontology annotation, molecular function: single-stranded DNA binding; damaged DNA binding. Gene Ontology annotation, cellular component: nucleotide-excision repair factor 2 complex; nucleus; XPC complex. Gene Ontology annotation, biological process: nucleotide-excision repair; mismatch repair. The transcript has 2 exons. NCBI's taxonomy places the organism in Eukaryota, Fungi, Ascomycota, Sordariomycetes, Amphisphaeriales, Pseudomassariaceae. Bases 1 to 2961 code for a protein of 986 amino acids. The record is from RefSeq and is a predicted model, not a curated record.